AUGGGCACUUUCCCUGCCCGUAUUUGGGGACGAACCGGGUGCAGCUUCGAUGAAGCUGGAUGGGGAAAAUGCCUAACAUGUGAUUGUGGAGGUCUCCUCAAAUGCCAAGAUUCUGGUCAACCCCAAUGCACCAUGGCUGAAUAUCAUCCAACUUUGAACAUAGAUUAUUUGGAUAUUUCUCUGGUUGAUGGGCUUCCUAUGGAGUUUAGUCCCACGGGUGGUGGGUGCGCUAAGGGGAUUCGAUGUGUGGCUGAUAUAAGUAGGGACUGCCCUUUUGAGUUGAGGGUACCCGGUGCGUGCAAAAACGCCUGCCUCUUCUGUUGA
This is a messenger RNA of Prunus armeniaca (apricot), 324 nucleotides long. The record is from the annotation of a GenBank genome assembly. Lineage: Eukaryota; Viridiplantae; Streptophyta; Magnoliopsida; Rosales; Rosaceae.